AGAUACAGGAAUGGCGUCUACUGAUCCGAAGAAGGAGCUGGAAUGUUCCGUCUGUCUGAACUUCUAUACAGAUCCUGUAACCCUGAAAUGUGGGCACGACUUCUGCCAGGACUGUAUUGGCCAUGUGUUGGAUACACAGGAGGAGUCUGGAGGUUAUUCCUGUCCUGAAUGCAGAGAAGAGUUCCUGGAGCGGCCUGAACUGCAGAGGAACACAACGCUGAGUAACAAAGUGGAGAAUUUUGUGUCUACUCUGCCAGCUCAGGAGUACUCUGGGAUCUUUACUUACUAUGUUGACACUCCUAUACCUGCUGUGAUAUUGGAUGUGCAGUAUAAAGCUUCUCUGGUUGACAACCAACUGAGACUCAGCAGAAAGUCACCAGAACGCGUCUCAUGUGACCCCACCACUUCCCCGGAGAACAAGAAAUGCUCCGUCCAUAAGAAACUACUGGAGUAUUACUGCAUUGAGGACUCCGCCUUUAUCUGUGCGUCCUGCAGUAUGGCUGAAGAACAUCAAGGACACCAGGUGGAGACUCUGGAUAAGGCCUCUAAGGUGAAGAAGAGACGACUGAGAAAAGUUCUGCAGAAAAUGUUGACGGAGAAAGAGGAGAUAGAGAAAAGGGUCGAGAGUCUGCAGGAACACGGGAGGAAAGUACAAGGGAAAGCAGAUGAUGAAACAAAGAGAGUCACUGUCCUGUUCAGAAACCUCAGGAGACGUCUGGAUGACCUGGAGAAGAGAGUCCAAAGUGAGAUCUCCGGACAGGCAGAGAGGGUCUCUCUAUCACUGUCUGAUAUGAUCCAACAUCUGGAAAUAAUGGACGAUGACCUUUCCAGCAAGAUGGCGGACAUUGAGGAGCUGUGUCACUUGACUGAUCCACUGGCUGUCUUGAAGGAUUUAGGCACAGGUGACUUGUGUGAUACUGAGGAUGGAGAUGAUUUGGACAGAGAGAGACAUGAUCUACUCCUCCAUAAUCGUGUGGAUCUGGAUAUGGCGGGGAUAUCUCAGACAUUACACACAGGCUUGUCUGAUAUCAUGUCUUGGGUAAAUGUACAGAAAUAUACUGACACGCAUGUCUAUCCACAUUCUACUGCACAGGACAAAGAUCACAUCAAUGCUAAACCAUUCAGGAAACGGCCCCAACCCUACCCCACCAUACAACGCUCACACUGCCAGGCUGGAGGACAAAAUAUUGGGGCAGCACAGCCAACAUCGGGGGUGUGGAGGGUUACAGACCUAUUACUGGAUGUGGGGACCGCUUGUAAUCUUCUACAUAUAUCAGAUGACCGCAAAACUGUAUCCUGGUCAUCAAAUCAGAAUCGCCCCGAAACGCCAGAGAGAUUUCAUUGGCCUCAGGUGAUGAGCAUUCAGAGUUUCUCCUCGGGGAGAAAUUACUGGGAAGUGGAUGUCGGGGGGUCAUUGUAUUGGAGAGUCGGGAUGUGUUACCCCAGUAUAGACAGGAAAGGAGAUGAGUGUCUGAUUGGAUGUAAUAAGAAGUCCUGGGGUUUGAGGAGAUUUAAUAAUCAGUACUCGGUGAUACAUGAAAGGAAGAAGAUCCGAUUAUCCGGCUCUGUCUCCAGUAACAGAGUCCGGAUAUGUCUGGAUUAUGAGGCCGGGCAGAUCUCCUUUUAUGAAUUGUGUGACCCGGUCCGACAUCUCCACACCUUCACCACCACCUUCACCGAGCCCCUCCAUGCUGGUUUACGGGUAGGGCUAGGUUCCUGUAUAAGGAUAUCUGAGGCAAAUCAAAUGUAAGAGACUGCUGACAUCACAGGGCUGAGAAUCUGAUUGGUGUAGUACUUGGCUGAUAACUGGAAGCAGAGUACAAGAACCAACAUAACUAAUAUAUUGAUAAAGCUGCAGGCUCCGUUAUUUUUCAUCCUAAACCUCACUUCUCUACCAAGUGCGCCACUGACCAGGAACAAGCACUCGGGAGGUCAGUUUGUAGGCUUCAUUGGCUGCAUGCUUGUUCUUGGUGAGUGACACACGAGGUAAUGUGGUCAGGAUUGAGAUUACAACCCUGGAGCCUUCACCUUUUUACAGUGUAUCUGAAGUCCAUUUGUUUCAGGUUUUGGAAGGAGUGGGGAAGGAUUAGAACCACAGUCAGAUUUUUAGUUCUUAGUCCCUGUUCGGUAAAAUGUUGAUAUAGAACAGGAAGUAAGAUGAGUUCUCUUUACUGGAGCCCCAGAUAAAACCCUGACAGGGGUUAUAAUCCUAUUCUCCCUUCCAUCCAAAACGAGAACAUAGAUUUUAUUUAGGCACAUCCUUUUUUAAAUGGGGUUGUAAAGGUUUGUUUUUCAUUUUAAGCUAGUGCAUUGUUGGUUCACUUACUUUUUCCUUCUAUUUU
Messenger RNA from Rana temporaria (common frog), 2342 nucleotides. RefSeq names its product E3 ubiquitin-protein ligase TRIM39-like. NCBI's taxonomy places the organism in Eukaryota, Metazoa, Chordata, Amphibia, Anura, Ranidae. Gene Ontology annotation, molecular function: protein binding; zinc ion binding. The transcript is spliced from 2 exons. Bases 11 to 1750 code for a protein of 579 amino acids. The record is from RefSeq and is a predicted model, not a curated record.